Messenger RNA from Chiloscyllium plagiosum (whitespotted bambooshark), 1946 nucleotides. RefSeq names its product atypical chemokine receptor 2-like. The record is from RefSeq and is a predicted model, not a curated record. Lineage: Eukaryota; Metazoa; Chordata; Chondrichthyes; Orectolobiformes; Hemiscylliidae. Gene Ontology annotation, cellular component: membrane; external side of plasma membrane. Gene Ontology annotation, molecular function: C-C chemokine binding; C-C chemokine receptor activity. Gene Ontology annotation, biological process: positive regulation of cytosolic calcium ion concentration; cell chemotaxis; calcium-mediated signaling.
CACAGAUGGAACUAGUACAUUCUUGUUAAAUCAAAGCUUUAAGAAAUGCAGGAAACUAUAAGUGUAGAGGAAGCAAGUGUCGAGUAUAAAUAACACAGAGUGCCUGACACCCUGCGAAAGAAACUGGGGCACAGCAGCAGGGACUGAGAUUCAACUCAGAAGGUAACACAUAAGAGAACUAUCUCAUUGUAGGGACUGAAGAAUCAGCACCCCACCCUACGCUGUUAUUUGACAAAGUUAGGCCUUUUUGCCCUAUCUCUGACAAUGGACAGUGUCAAUCUGGACGGUACCUCCAACAACUCAAGCUACUAUGAUGAGGACUAUAAUUAUACUGACUUUGAUCUCACUCCCUAUCUUCCUUGUGGGAAGGAUGAAGUCAGAGCCUUUGGGAAGAUCUUUCUCCCGGUCCUGUACAUCAUGAUUUUUGUUUUCGGAGUGCUCGGCAACAGCUUCCUGAUCCUCAUGAUACUCAAGUACCUCAAGUUGAAAACGAUGACUGACAUCUACCUUUUGAAUUUGGCCAUCUCCGACCUAUUAUUUAGCACGUCACUUCCCUUCUGGGCCACCUAUGUGACCUCAGAAUGGAUCUUCGGAGAUACCAUGUGCAAAAUAAUAAGCGCCCUCUACAGUGUGAAUUUCUACAGUGGCAUCUUCUUCAUAGCCUGCAUGAGCUUGGACAUGUACCUUCACAUUGUCCACACUGUUUCCUUGAAGAACCACAGGACAAUCCACAAGAGUGUUGUCAUCAGUGCUGCUGUUUGGACACUGUCAAUAAUUGUUUCAAUCCCUGAACUCAUAUUCAGUGUGUCCAAGAAAAUUGGCGAUAGACAUACUUGUCUCAGUCAUUUUGGCGAUGAGCAACUGGUGAUCUGGAAGACAACGAUACAACUCCAGGUCAACAUCAUUGCGUUCCUCAUUCCAUUUUUUGCCAUGAUCUUCUUCUAUGCUCGGAUUGCCUCUGUUCUGCUUCACUCCAAAUCCUUUGGUAAAGAGAAAGCCUUGAAACUGGUCAUCAUAUUGUUUGCCGUCUUCUUCAUCCUGUGGUUCCCCUAUAACAUUGUCCUUUUCCUGCAUUCCUUGGAAGACCUUGGCAUCAUUGGUAACUGUGAGAUGAGCAAGAGGCUGGAUUAUGCCUUGCAGGUAACUGAGUCUAUUGCUUUCACCCACUGCUGUUUCAAUCCACUCCUGUAUGCUUUUGUGAACGAAAGAUUUCGGAGACAUGUGAAGAGUAUUUUAGUGAAGCUAAUUCAGAAGGUUGGCUGCAACAAGGAUUUGGGAGUCAUGGUCCCCACUGCAGAGCGCAGUGAAACCAGCAAGCAACAAUACGGCGUGUAUUCCGAUGUGGAAAUGACUAUGGUACAGUAGUGGUCUCAUAAAGGGAGACAUUACAUCAGUUAUUAUGCUUUGAAGUUUUAAAUAACUUUAUAUUGAAUCCUCUCAAAUGUAUUCAAACCUGUUAGAAUGUAAAAAUGCUUAUGAAGUGGUCAUCAAGCUGACCAUACCAAACACAUGAAGCAAAUUACAAAUUGACGAUUCAAAAUCUCAAACUUUUUCUCGACACAAACACCAUGUGGCUGUCCAUUAUACAAUUUCUGUACGUGUUCUCAAAUCUAGCCUUCUUCAACUUUUCCCAACUCUUGCCUUAUCAUCUACUCCUCACCUAAGUUUUGUCUUUGAAGUGCCAUUGUUGGGUGGCAGUAGUGUAGUGAUAAUGUCUCUGUGCUAGUAACCCAAGUAUCUACGCUGAUAUUCCGGGUUCAAAUCCCACCACAACUGCUGGUGGAACUCACUUAAUAAAAGUCUGGACUAUAAAGCUGGUCGUCUGUGGUGGCAACCAUAACAACGAUUGCUGAUUGUUGUAAAAACUCAUCUGGUACAUGAAUGCCCUUUAGGGUAACAAAUGUGCCAUCCUUACCUUCAGAGUCAAGAUUAGAGUGGUGCUGGGA